UCAUUACGUCGUGCGUCGGUUUGUUUACUGUCUAAGCGUGCAGGGAGGGUGGGCGCUAACGGCACAGAUUUUCACACUGAAUCUCUUCCCCCCGCUGGACCAAAAUUUCUUGCACAAUGCAGCGGUCCUACGAAACCCGAUAGUGACAGCCGUUCGCAGUUUUACAGGAAGGCUUUUGUUUUUGACGACAGAACCGAAGUCCGACAUGAAAACAUGAAGCUGCCUAACCAGCGGUGCUAAUGCUAACACGGCGAGUCAGCGAGCUGUCAGAUUUCAGGGUUUCAUAUAGAAGAAUUGAGUGUCGCUGGUUUUGUUGUGUUGAAACUUGGCACUGGGCGCAUGACUGACAGCGUCUACUUCGUUACGGAUGCCGACAGGACGACGCGCAAGUUUAUAGCAAAUUUGUAGGAAGACGGUGUCAGGCAAAAUGGUGUUAAGAAGCUCCUGGAAAUCACGACAUAAAAACAGCUGUGGACCUGCUCCCCGUUGGAUCCGACCAGGAUUGGCUGCCCUGCUCUGGUUAUGUGCGAUUCGGUUAGCUUGCGGCAUUGAGGUGGGGGAGAUCAAAAACAUCAUCCAGAAAGAUGCGGAGUUUGAUGCCAACUAUAAUGACAUGGUUACGAGUGAAAACCAGACCAUUUACGCGUUUAAUCACACCAUCUCUCGGAAUAAGACUGAGGGAGUGCGUGUGUCUGUGGACGUGUUAUCCAACAAGUCGGAGAGCCCAAUCUUGUUUGUAGUGCGACAGAAGCAAGGCGUCCUGUCUUUUCAAGUCCCCCUCAUUCUCAGAGGCCUCUAUCAGAGGAAGUACCCUUACUACGAUGUGGGCAGGACACUGUGCCAACCUCCAACCCGGGCCGCCUCGGAGACCCAGUACUUCUUUGUGGACGUGUCUACCCUGUCCAGUCAGGGUACAAACUACCAGCUCAGAGUGAGCCGUGUUGAAAGUUUCACCCUGCAAACAAACAAGAAAUUCAGCUUCACCGCAUCACCAUCCCAACCUCAGUAUUUCAAGUAUGUCUUCCAAGACGGGGUGGAUACUGUGAUCGUCAAGGUCAACUCGGACAUGACUUUCCCCUGUUCUGUCAUGUCCAUCCAGGACAUCCAGUGCCCCAUUUACGACCUUGACAACAACGUGGCCUUCAUUGGGAUGUACCAGACUAUGACAAAAAAAGGUGCCAUCACCGUGCAGAGGAAAGAUUUCCCCAGCAACAGUUUCUACGUGGUGGUGGUGGUAAAAACUGAGGACGAGGCAUGCGGCGGCCCGCUGCGCUUCUACCCUCUGAGACCCGAUCAGCUGAUUGACGCCGGCAAUCGCAGCAAGGCCCUCGAUGUGAUGGUCUCACCCGCAAUCAACUUGGAGGUGUACGUGAUGGGAAUGCUGUUCUGUUUGGGGAUCUUCUUCUCAUUCUACCUCCUGACCUUGCUCUGUGUCUGUCUAGAGCGUGCACGACUGAACAAGAGGAGAAAUGUGUUUCUGAAUCCUGCCGACAUGUCACCUGCUGAGACAGCCUCUCUGCUCGGGAAGAACAGCGACGGAAAAACUCCAGCCUCACCAAAUGAAUAUGGCUCAUUUGCCGACAACGGCAGCACAAUGAGUUCAGAGGCCAUUACCGACAGCGCCACUUCAACUGACAACAACUAUGGAUACAUGGAGCGAUCGCUGGAAAGUGUCGCACGGAGCAGGCAGGAGUCUUUGAGCUCCAUUGAGGAGGAUGACUAUGACACACUGGAUGACAUACACUCCGACAAGAACAUUGUUCGCACAAAGAAAUUUCUGUACGUGGCUGACUUGGCCCGCAAAGACAAGAGGAUCCUCAGCAAGAAGUACCAAAUCUACUUCUGGAACAUUGCUACGAUUGCUGUGUUUUACGCCCUGCCAGUCGUCCAGCUGGUCAUCACCUAUCAAACGGUUGUCAAUGUUACAGGAAACCAGGACAUCUGCUACUACAACUUCCUGUGCGCCCACCCGCUCGGAGCUCUAAGCGCUUUCAACAACAUCCUCAGUAACCUUGGUUACGUGAUGCUGGGGCUCCUCUUUCUCCUCAUCGUCCUCAAGAGAGACCUCGCCCAAAAUCGUGCUCUGGAGCGGCAUGACGUCAACGCGCUGGAGUGCGGUAUCCCAAAGCACUUUGGCCUCUUCUAUGCCAUGGGAACUGCUCUGAUGAUGGAGGGUUUGCUCAGUGCCUGCUACCACGUCUGUCCCAACUACACCAACUUCCAGUUUGACACCUCCUUCAUGUACAUGAUUGCUGGACUGUGUAUGCUGAAGCUCUAUCAGAAGAGACACCCGGACAUCAACGCGAGCGCUUACACCGCUUACGCCUGCCUCGCUGCUGUCAUCUUCUUUUCUGUGCUGGGAGUGGUAUUUGGGAGAGACAACACAGCCUUCUGGAUUGUUUUCUCUGUGAUCCACAUUCUGGCCACGCUGCUGCUCAGCACACAGCUCUACUAUAUGGGUCGAUGGAGGCUCAACGCUGGGAUCAUGCGUAGGAUAGUUUACGUCAUCUACACAGACUGCAUCAGGCAGUGCAGCGGGCCGAUGUACAUUGACCGCAUGGUUCUGCUUGUGAUGGGGAACAUAGUCAACUGGUCUCUGGCUGCCUACGGCCUCAUACAGAGACCCAACGACUUUGCCUCGUACCUGUUGGCCAUCGCCAUCUGUAACCUGUUGCUCUACUUUGCCUUUUAUAUCAUCAUGAAGCUGCGGAGCGGUGAGAGAAUCAAGUGUCUGGCGCUGGUGUGUAUUCUCUUCACGGCGGUUGUGUGGGGCUUUGCGCUGUAUUUCUUCUUCCAGGGUCUCAGCACCUGGCAGGUUAGCCCAGCUGAGUCUCGUGAGCACAACAGGGACUGCAUCCUGCUAUCAUUCUUUGACGACCACGACAUUUGGCAUUUCCUGUCCUCCAUCGCCAUGUUUGGAUCCUUCUUGGUCCUCCUGACCAUGGACGACGACCUCGACACCGUCCAGAGAGACAAAAUCUACGUCUUCUAGAUUUGCCAGAUCUGCGAAGAGCUCUGCUCUUUCUCUCUGCCUUAUCACCCUGUCUGUUUGCAUCCCCUCCAUCUUUUUCAAAAAGCACAGCCAGUAGCCUGUUUCUGGGCUGUCGAUGAGCACCUCUCUGCCUCGUGGAGAGUCGGGGAGGAGCAACAGGCCCCUCCCUCUACCUGCGUGGACACUAAUGUGCCAAUAGAAGCCGGAACGUCGUCGAGCGAUGCUGAAGUGUUUCGUCCUCUCGCUGCCAUCAUCGAUGUAACUGUUGUGAGCACCGUUUACUGCUGACGAUUAACGGUGUGCAUUCUCGCUUGACACGAAACUCGUCCACUUUAACUUAUUUUCUAUUGUCUGCAUUACAUUUGGCCUGGAAGUCAGCAAUGUAUUUUAAUUACUGUUUGUAGCCUGUUUAUAUGCUGUGUGUGUUUGUACAGGUGUGUGCGUGCGUGCGUGCGUGUUUUCAAAAAUAAUUGCGGGAAGAUGAAUCCUGUCCAGUCUGUGGCCUUCAAUGUUCUAAUCAUAGUAGUCACAAUACUGUGUUCUGAUUGGUCAGAUCUGCAAGCUAGCCGUCCUCCUCCUUGAGGGAAUAUCCAUGAAGACAUGAUUGUAUUUACUUGUAACUGCCCUUAAGUGUGACUCUUAAAGGUAUUUUUGCACUCUACAAAAAAUGAAUUUUAUUGUCAGGCAUUGCAGUGAAAGGAUACUCAAUAAAGGUCUUUUCUGAA
This is a messenger RNA of Pundamilia nyererei, 3717 nucleotides long. It is a transcript of the gene sidt2, whose product is annotated as SID1 transmembrane family, member 2. The transcript is spliced from 27 exons. The record is from RefSeq and is a predicted model, not a curated record. Gene Ontology annotation, cellular component: plasma membrane; lysosome. The coding region runs from base 428 to 2992 and encodes 854 amino acids. NCBI's taxonomy places the organism in Eukaryota, Metazoa, Chordata, Actinopteri, Cichliformes, Cichlidae. Gene Ontology annotation, biological process: RNA transport. Gene Ontology annotation, molecular function: double-stranded RNA binding; RNA transmembrane transporter activity.